Menidia menidia (Atlantic silverside) is the source of this 2102-nucleotide messenger RNA. The record is from the annotation of a GenBank genome assembly. Lineage: Eukaryota; Metazoa; Chordata; Actinopteri; Atheriniformes; Atherinopsidae.
GUCAAUCGUCACCAGCAUAUAAAACCUCACGAGCCCCGGCAGUACUGCUUCCGUUUCGCAGCCCCACGAGAAGAGAAUAAUGAGCCAACGGUUGGAGUAAAGCUAGCUUAUCGAUUAAAACAGGCUGGCAUAGAAAUUUAAUAACCUAAUUUUCGACUUAACAACUGCGCAUACUUUUCAAACAAAUCCUCCAAAUUACGAUGUAUCCCAUGUCAAGUCGCAGCUGGGGCUGCCUUAUUGUUCCUCAAAAUGGAGUCUCUGAUGGACAAAUGCUACUCAGGCCAGGACAUCCCUUCCUGCCGGUUGCAGUGGAUUCCCCAUCGGACCCUCACCACGCCAACGACGGGUCCAUUGAUGCGCAAAAGCGACCGAAAACCCUUCGAGUGGUUUCGUCAAAUGGAUACCCAGCCAAAUCCUUUCAGGAGGUUGUCGACGAUGCUAGCGACGGCUCUCUGCCCUGCACGCCGGAGCUUCAUUCGGACAGUGAAACGGACGUGGCCAACGGUCACGCCGGGGACAAAGUCUUGGAUCAUGACACGAGACAACUCAUUGGCAGGUUCUAUGGAGACUUUACAGGACUUUCGAAAUCAAGAUGGACUGAAAGCAAGGCGUUAACCACAAUGAAAAGAGUCGUGGGGGACGUAUUAGAAAAACACCAAUACGCUUACAAUGGUAUGAUAAACAAACUGUCACUGGACAGAAAAGGGGACGACAUGAGGUUCGUCAGCGAAGUCGCCAAGAGCCUCUUUGCAGACGGGACCACCAACUGGGGUCGCAUCGCCAGCCUGGUGGCCUUCGGGGCGGUGGUGUGCCAGCACCUUAAGGACAUGGGCAGAGAGAACUGCGUGGAGCUGGUGAGCCAGGAGAUUUCCUCAUGUCUCCUGACAGACCAGCGGGACUGGCUGGUGAAAAACAACUCAUGGGACGGCUUUGUGGAGUUCUUUCACGUCGCAGACCCCGAGUCAACAGUCAGGAACACUCUAAUGGCCUUUGCUGGAUUUGCUAGUAUUGGGGCAACACUGGCCCUGCUGAUCAGGUGAACUUGUUGGGACUAUCAGAGACUUGGUUUUGGAUUCUUCCUCUUUUACCAGCUGUGUUUGGACUCUGGAAGAUGGAAGUUUAAGCCGAAACCCCACCCCACUCACAUCUGUAAAAAUUGUUUUCAGUCGUCCCGGGAUGGCUGUUGUAUUUAAUACACAGAAAUUUUAUUUUUCUAAUAAAUGUAAAGUUUCUAAAGGAAUAACUGGUGAUUAUGGAAAUUCACUCUUCAGUUGGACUCUUAUACUGAUUCAAUUUAUCUACAUAUAUCACAGUUAUACAAUAGAAUAACCUGGACAUUUUAUUUUUUUCUUCAAAAUUUUCCCCAUGUCAUGUAGAAAAACAUUUUUUCUACAGUCCAUCCUAUGAUUUGCAUGGACAUUUCAAUCAACUGAGGGUGGAGUAGAGGUGCAGUUUCCUUAGUGACGUUCUUCCUUGUUCUGAUUGGAUCAUGCCGGAUACAGGACCAACUACAUGCUGGACUUCUGGUUUAAAUGACCCUGGACAGCUUGAGUCUGUUGGAAAAGACUUGACAGAGAUAGAAAAGACUGGAUCAUAGAAACUGUGCUGAUCAGUUUAGAAGUCAAAAGUCAUUUUGGAAGAAUUUCCUUCAGACAAUGAGGGUUCAGAUCCAGGUGUACACUAGUGGAAAAGGAUUAAUAAAAAGUCAAAGGAAAACUGGAAUUCAUAGCUUCUCAUAUGUUCUGCUCUGUGUUAGGUGAAGUGUGCAAAUGGCACACGCAUCACACCAAGCUAAAUGUACACAUUAAAAUCAAUCCACUAUCACACCUAUGCACUCGUUAACCUCUGUUUAUUCACGACCACAACCCAAAGGCGGCAAUGGCUGCCGUUUCCUCGAAAUCUUUGACUGUAGCAGCCCUCUAGUUGCAGCGGUUGCCGCAGAAACCUGUUAUUUGCAGAGCUGGUGCAGCAGCCAGACUGAACUGGGGUAGAAGCAGUUCAUAACAACCUCAGACUUGCAUAACACUGUUGACUUCCUGAGUUUGCAAUCUUUAGCUACUUGGAAACGGGUGAUUUUAAUCAAAUAUCCUGUUUCGUUGGAU